Messenger RNA from Drosophila novamexicana, 1185 nucleotides. RefSeq names its product ganglioside-induced differentiation-associated protein 1 (gene Gdap1). The transcript has 5 exons. Lineage: Eukaryota; Metazoa; Arthropoda; Insecta; Diptera; Drosophilidae. The record is from RefSeq and is a predicted model, not a curated record. Gene Ontology annotation, cellular component: mitochondrial outer membrane. The coding region runs from base 145 to 1119 and encodes 324 amino acids. Gene Ontology annotation, biological process: mitochondrial fission; mitochondrial fusion.
GUUAGUCGCUCCGUGUCGUUCCAAGUGUGCAAGCCGCUUUUUCUCGAGCUCUGGAGCAGGGUAUACGGCACGCGGUUAACGGUCUUCGCAAAGCAUGUGAUAUAACCAAAUAACUCUGCCAGUACGAUUCACAAGAUUUGGAAGAUGAGCAGCCAAGCAGAUGAAAUUGCGCCAGCUGCGCCCGCACCAAAGGACUUCAAGGCACCCGUAUUUCCGGACAAUAAAUUAGUGCUCUACUUUCAUCCGUACAACUUUUACUCGCAAAAAGUUUUGCUGGUGCUCUAUGAGAAAAAUGUUGACUUUACACCCUACAUAGUCGAUCUGUGCAAUGGCGAACAGUAUUCCAAUUGGUUCCUAAAUCUGAAUCCUAAGGGCGAUGUGCCCGUGCUGCAGGAUGGCGCUUUUAUCAUACCCAACUCACCGCACAUCAUCAGCUAUGUGGAGACCAAGUUCCGUGGAGAGCAGCAUCCGUUGCUGAAGCCAUACCCACCAGAUUCCCUACAAUUCGAUCAGAUGAUGACAUUUGAACGCGCAUUGUCACGCCUGCCCGUGGGCGCACUCAGUCUGGGCUCCUUUAUCCACGACGACCUCAAGCUGGUGCCCAAGGCUCCCUUCAUUGGGCCCGUACGGCAAUCCUGCCUGAAGAACAAUGACAAGGUUAUGGAAUUGCUGCGUCACUCCGUGGAUGAGUUGGACUCCAAUAACACCGCAUUACAGCAAAAGCUAGAGAUUCAGUUACGCCGCAGAAAACUUGUUGCCUCGCGUGUAGAUUUCCAGCGUGUGCUGGAUGCGGUGCGCAAUGUGCUGCAAUAUGUGGAGCAGGAGCUGUCCAAGCAAACGCCACGCAACGAGUGGCUGACUGGCGAUGAGAUCACCUUGGCUGACGUCAGCUUGGGCCUGCUGCUGCAACGCCUCUAUCAGCUGGGCUUCGAGAACUAUUAUUGGGGCUUCGGCAAGUUGCCGCAGGUGGAGGGCUACUUUUUGCGGUUCAAGCAGCGUGCCUCAUACCAUAAACUGAUGCCCAGCAGCAAUUUCGAAAUACUGAAGGAAAUGUGGAGUAUGACGCCUUCCAAUUACAAGCUGGGAGCAACUGCCGGUUUCUUGGUUGGGCACAUAUAAACACAAACAAAAGAACGCUUAAGUCUACGUGGUAACAAUGCAAGAUCCGGAAAGCAGAAACAGUCA